This is a messenger RNA of Sipha flava (yellow sugarcane aphid), 2428 nucleotides long. RefSeq names its product protein arginine N-methyltransferase 5-like. The transcript is spliced from 2 exons. Gene Ontology annotation, biological process: peptidyl-arginine N-methylation; regulation of DNA-templated transcription. The record is from RefSeq and is a predicted model, not a curated record. The coding region runs from base 238 to 2025 and encodes 595 amino acids. Gene Ontology annotation, cellular component: nucleus; cytosol. Lineage: Eukaryota; Metazoa; Arthropoda; Insecta; Hemiptera; Aphididae.
UUGUGUUCAUUUUUUUUUUUAUCACCAUAAACGGCGUUAACGAGGCUUAAAAAUAUUUAAAUAAUUAACGUCGCCUCACCGACGCUUGUCGUCCGAAUCCGCGUGAUCCGUUUAACGUCGUCCUUUUCCGCUAUUGGCAACUCUACCGCGAUACAAUCGGAUCGUACCGGCUAGUGGAGUCCACACAGCAGACGAAUCAUAACAUUUAAAAAUCAAAUUGGACCAAUUCAAUACACCAUGUCUAUUAAGGAUGUCCGUUUUGGUUUUAAUUUUCUUGCUGACACAAAUGUCUUAACAUGUAUGCAAUCUAUAAAAGAAUGGGAACUUACUUUCGCCUGUUUACCUGUCUCAAGCCUUAGAUUAAAAAGUACUAGUUUGUUGGAUUCUACAUGUACUGUUAUGAAUCCUAAAUUUUGCCAACAAUGGUGCCAUUGUAUUGUUGCUAAAAUUCCUCUACCUAUUAAUAUUGAUUCAUCAGUUGAAACAAUUAGACUAGAAAAUCAAAAAUCUUUUAUUCAAGAUAUUUCAUGGGCUACUUUUCUAAAUGUAUAUAGUAUUAUGUUCGAGUUACCAUUACAAGGAGAUUUUAUCAAUUUAGUAAGAUUACUUGACAAUCAAAUUGAUGCAUAUCAAAGUUCUGCUGUGUUGAUACAAUUUUGGGCACUAGUACCAGUAGUCAACCUCAGAACACAUCCAUGGAAAAAGUGGACCAAAUUUAUAUCAUCAAUUAGAAAUAUAAAUCAAAUGAAAUUAGUAUUGAAAAUUGGGACUGAGUUACCAAGCAGUGAAGAACUAGAUCGUUGGUUAGGAGAACCAGUAACAGCAUUAAUAAUAGAUAAAAGUGCAUUUUCAAUAAAUAAAAAAGGUCAUCCGGUAUUAUCUAAGUCUCAUCAAGAAUUUAUUAAAAAAAUGUUCAAUAUAGGUUGUCAAAUUAUAAUAUCUGCAUCUUCACAUAUUCAAAAACAUGUAAAUUAUUUAAGUUAUUUAUAUAGAAAUACUACAUCAUUAACUCCUUAUAGCUCUGACUUUAUAAGCGGUUUUGAAGAUUAUUUACAAACGCCGUUACAACCAUUAAAACAAAAUCUACAGUCGUAUGUUUAUGAAACUUUUGAACAAGAUCCUAUUAAGUAUUAUCAAUAUGAAAGAGCCAUUUCAAAAGCUUUAAUUGACAAGUUUGAUGAUAAAGAACUUAUUGUUUUUGUCGUUGGAGCUGGGCGUGGUCCAUUAGUAAAUUCGACGUUGCGAGCAGCAAAAGAUGCAGAUAUCAAAGUUAAAGUAUGGGCUGUGGAAAAAAAUGAAAAUGCAUUACCAUCAUUGUUAUAUAAAAAUAAAGAAAAUUGGGAUAAUUGUGUUACCAUUAUAAAUAAAGAUAUGAGAUUGUGGAAACCAUCAGAAAAAUGUGAUAUUUUAGUGUCAGAGCUCUUAGGAUCAUUUGGAGAUAACGAAUUAUCUCCAGAAUGUUUGGAUGGUGCUCAAAAUUAUUUAAAAACAGACGGAAUCAGUAUACCUUCAAGUUAUACAUCUUUCCUUAGUCCUGUACAGUCACGUAAAUUGCAUUCAGAAAUAUCGUCCAUAAGAAAAAAUAGAGAUAACUGUAACUUUCAAAAACCAUAUAUAGUACAAUUAAAUAAUGUAUAUACUAUAGCUAAAGCAAAACCUCUUUUUACAUUUCAUCAUCCUAGAAAAAAUUUGGAAGAGAAUAAUAGUAAUAAAGAUGGUUUUUUGACAUUCAAUAUAUCACAAGAUUGCAUAUUACAUGGGUUUGCUGGAUACUUUGAAACUAUACUUUAUAAAGAUGUUAAACUUAGUAUUGUCCCAGAAACAUUCAGUGAAGGAAUGUUUAGUUGGUUCCCUGCUUAUUUUCCUCUGAUAAAACCAACAUUACUUCGUAAAGGAGAAGAACUUCAAAUCAAUUUUUGGCGUUGUAGUACUAAAUUUAAAGUGUGGUAUGAAUGGUGUGUUGCAAAACCAUAUCAGAGUGUUAUACACAAUAUAAACGGUGAAAUGUAUUUUAUGUCACUUUAGUAAAAUAUAUUACUAAUAAUAGGCUCUUUUAUUUAAUUAUUAAAAUAUACAGUCUGUAACAUCUAUAACAACAUAUUGACCUAUUGACUAUUAUUAAAUAUAAAUGUAUUUGUUAAAUCAAAUAAAAAUUAUAAUAAUAUAUUUCCGUGGUUUAAAAAUUCAUUGUACGAUUAGAAUAUGAAUGUAUUAAUAAAAAUAAAAUUUGGUUUUAACGACAUAUAUUUGAUGGCCCCUUGACCCUCAUUAUAGGUGAUACAAACUGUAUAUUAUUUUAGUGUUAAUUAAUUAAUAAUUAAUAGGCUUUUAUUAUAUGAUUGUAAGAUGUAUUUUCAGAUUAAUACAUCAUUGAAGUCUGAAUACAUUUUAUUUAAAGUUAAUAAGUUAAAUUGAAUGCAAAAAUAUA